AUCUCCAAGCUCCCUCCCUCUCCUAUUCCGAUUAACGGACAGCUCACUGUGUCUUUCCCUCCCCGUCUCUGCUUGACUGCUCCAUGACUUCAAUGGCCUCCAUUCUCCGGCGAAACCUCCCCCGCCGAUCAUCCUCUCCCUUCCUCCUGCUCCGGCUCUUCUCUCAGCUCCCUGGCCAAUCCGCCACAAGGCCGCCGCAACCCCCCGCCCCGAUCGAGAAGCUUCUUAUCGCCAAUCGAGGCGAGAUUGCUUGCAGGAUCAUGAAGACCGCGAAGCGCCUCGGUGUACGGACCGUUGCUGUAUACAGCGACGCCGACGCGGAGUCUCUCCACGUUAAGUCCGCCGACGAGGCUGUCAGGAUUGGCCCCGCCCAGGCCCGGCUGAGCUACCUCAACGGCUCCGCCAUUGUGGACGUUGCUAUUCGCACCGGCGCUCAGGCCAUCCACCCAGGGUACGGUUUUCUGUCAGAAUCUGCACAAUUUGCCCAACUUUGUGAGGAUACAGGUGUUACAUUUAUUGGUCCUCCAGCUUCUGCUAUCAGGGACAUGGGUGACAAAAGUGCAUCCAAGAAAAUAAUGGGUAGAGCAGGAGUUCCACUAGUGCCUGGUUAUCAUGGUGACGAGCAAGAUAUUGACUUUAUGAAAUCAGAAGCGGACAAGAUAGGCUACCCAGUAUUGAUAAAGCCCACUCAUGGAGGUGGAGGAAAGGGUAUGAGAAUAGUACAUAGUCCAAAUGAGUUUGCGGAAGCUCUCCUAGGAGCAAAACGUGAGGCUGCUGCUUCUUUUGGCGUAGACACGAUCUUGCUUGAAAAGUAUAUAACAAGGCCAAGACAUGUAGAAGUUCAGGUAUUUGGGGAUAAGCAUGGUAACAUCCUAUAUUUAUAUGAGAGGGAUUGUAGUAUACAGAGAAGACACCAAAAGAUUAUUGAAGAAGCCCCAGCACCAAAUGUGUCGGGUGAUUUCCGUGUCCAUUUGGGUGAAGCUGCUGUCUCUGCGGCCAAGGCAGUUAACUACUAUAAUGCUGGGACUGUGGAGUUUAUCGUUGAUACUACCUCAGGCCAGUUUUACUUUAUGGAGAUGAAUACCCGGCUUCAGGUUGAGCAUCCUGUCACCGAGAUGAUUGUUGGUCAAGAUCUUGUGGAGUGGCAAAUUUCUGUUGCAAAUGGGGAAGCCCUACCAAUUAGCCAAUCUGAAGUACCCUUGUUAGGUCAUGCUUUUGAAGCGCGAAUCUACGCAGAAAAUGUUCCUAAAGGUUUUCUUCCUGCAACUGGAGUUCUUCAUCAUUAUCAACCUGUUCCUACCACAUCAAAUGUCAGGGUUGAGACUGGAGUUAAACAGGGGGACACUGUUAGCAUGCAUUAUGAUCCUAUGAUUGCGAAGCUUGUUGUAUGGGGAGAGAAUCGAGCUGCAGCAUUGGUUAAACUGAAGGAUAGCUUGUCCAAGUUUCAGGUUGCAGGUCUGCCUACCAAUUUAGACUUUCUCGCGAAACUGGCCAACCAUCAGGCAUUUGAAGAUGGGAAUUUGGAAACACAUUUUAUUGAACGAUUCAAAGAUGACCUCUUCAUAGAUCCUGCACAUUCUAUUUUGGCAGAAGAGACAUAUAACGAUGCCAAACAUUGUGCCGCGUUGGUUGCUGCAUGCAUUUGUAAAAAGGAACAUUGCAGUUUACAAGACACAACUACCGGAGGCAAUGCAUUGCAUUCCAUAUGGUAUGCUAAUCCGCCUUUCAGAGUCAACCACCAUGUGAAGCGCAUGAUGGAACUUGAGUGGAUUAUGGAGUAUGAGAGCAGCAGCUUGAAACUUUUGAAGCUAUCCAUCACUUAUCAGCGUAAUGGGAACUAUCUGGUUGAGAUGGGAGAAGAGAAUGAUUCUGCUUCAUUGGAAGUCAAAGUGACAUAUUUAGGUGGCCAUGAUUUUAGAGUUGAAGCUGAUGGCAUCAGCAAACUGGUUAGCUUAGCUGUUUACCACCAGGAACGCUCUGAGCACAUUCACAUCUGGAGUGGUUUGAAGCGUCAUCAUUACAAACAUAAAGUGGGAAUUGAAUUGUUUGAUAGUGGCGAUGAAGCCCAGCAUAGGCAGAACUUUGAAGCUGCAUCACACUCCCCAGGCACGGUAGUGGCUCCAAUGGCCGGACUAGUGGUUAAGGUUCUAGUGAAGGACGGAACAAAAGUAGAGGAAGGACAGCCUGUGUUGGUUUUAGAAGCGAUGAAGAUGGAGCAUGUCGUAAAAGCACCAUCCACUGGCUAUGUCCGUGGACUUCAUGUAGCAGCAGGGCAACAGGUUCCGGACAGCUCUGUCCUCUUCAGCAUAAAGGACGAUAAAUAUAAAUAAAGAGCUCUUAUCUCCGGAUAUCAAAGGACUACCAUCUAUAGCCAUAUUCAAGCCUCUGCUUAACUAGUCCACCAUACAUGGGUGCCGGUAACCUAAUUUGAUCGAGAUCACAAGCACGAUGCGAAAUUCCCAUAAGAGACUUGAGGCUUAGGAUAAGCGCUUUCUGUCUGUAAAUAGUAGUAGGCCAAUUUAUCCGAUAUACUAAGUUCGCAUAGAUGGACUUUCAAGUAGGGAACUCUAAUUGCCUGCACUCCUUGUCUUUGGGAUGCUACAUGUUAGCAAAUUCUGAUGA
Messenger RNA from Punica granatum (pomegranate), 2622 nucleotides. The record is from RefSeq and is a predicted model, not a curated record. NCBI's taxonomy places the organism in Eukaryota, Viridiplantae, Streptophyta, Magnoliopsida, Myrtales, Lythraceae.